CUCAUGCCAACAAUAUAUAAAGCCAUACAUGCUUGCUUCUUAAACCCAAAACAAAAUCUUCAUAUCAAAAAACUGAGUUGCUCUUUGUUUCUUUUUGUGGUUUUAUCUUCCUAGCUUGCUGUUAUACCCACAGAAAUAUCUCGAGUUAUUCAGCCGGCAAAAUCACGAUGAGGAGCUUUUCAAAGAACAAAGUGUCUUUCUGUUUUCGCCCUGUUGUUGAUAUAGAUUCUUUGCUCGAAUCCAAACUUGCUGCUCGUCGCUCAGAGAGUAAACCUAAGCAGUAUCAUAAAAAACGUACGGUUUUAAAAGUCAUCAAAGCUGUGGUGUUGGAAACCAUAUUUGUCUUUCAGAACAGAAGAGCUAUUCAUAAAUAUCCUAACGGCCUUGAUUGUUUUGGUGGGUUGAAGAAUGAUUAUUCCACUUAUGAAAAAGAAAGCAAAGCAUCUCAAUCAUCUUUGCAAACUCUAUCUUCAAACAGUUCUUUUUCAAGCCCAAAAGUAAUAUUACAAUCAAAGAACAUGUCCACUGAAGGAAACCAUGAGAAAGAAAGUAGCCACGGAAGCACAUUAUUAGAGAAGCAGAAGAAGUUUGAGUUGUAUGCAAUAUGUUUGGUUGCCAUAAGCUUAGCAUUUACAGUGUUUUGGGGGAAACUAUUCGGAACUAUUUUGACAUCAAUAUGCCUCUACCUUAUCUUUCUUUUGAACUCAAACUACAGCUGCCAAAUGGUGUUUUUAAAGUGUACAAGAUACAGUGUAGUGUGCAGUUCAAACAAAGGAAUGGAUUCUCUCCAUUCAAUUUACCUUCCUGUGAAAUCAAGACCAUAGAAUAAAAUAUAAAAAAUAUAACCUUUUCACAUUUAUUUCAUUUGCUUUUCUUUUUUUAGGGACAACUUCUCUACCCAUCACAAUAAAUUGGGUAGUGUACCUCCAAUCAAUCACAUGAUUUCAUCUCAUUUAACACAUUAAAUUAUUUAUUAAAAUAUUAUAAAUAUUUGUUAUUUUCAAAGCAUUUUAUAAAAGAGAUAACCUUACCCAACUAUUUGAGUUUGGUAGAUAAGAAUUCAUCUAUUUUGUAUAUUUUUUCUCACGUUUUAUUUAACUAACCAUUUUAAUCUAGGCUUGAACUUUUCAUGUUCAUUAUGGCACGACACGAGUUAGCCUGUAUUCCCUCCAUCGUGAAUAGUCAAGGAUCCUCUUUAUUUUUUUCUCUUUAUUUUCUUCUUUAUUAUACCCUUUUUUUUUUAUAAAUGACACAUAUAUUUAAGAUAUAUGACAUAUAUCUAAUAAUUAUUCAAUUUUAUACACAUAAAAUUAUAA
Molecule: messenger RNA, 1316 nt
Organism: Vicia villosa (hairy vetch)
Lineage: Eukaryota; Viridiplantae; Streptophyta; Magnoliopsida; Fabales; Fabaceae
Exons: 1
Coding region: 168-824 (218 amino acids)
Source: RefSeq, a predicted model, not a curated record